Acanthopagrus latus (yellowfin seabream) is the source of this 5009-nucleotide messenger RNA. It is a transcript of the gene hnf1ba, whose product is annotated as HNF1 homeobox Ba. The record is from RefSeq and is a predicted model, not a curated record. The transcript is spliced from 10 exons. Gene Ontology annotation, biological process: liver development; insulin secretion; pancreas development. The coding region runs from base 813 to 2528 and encodes 571 amino acids. Gene Ontology annotation, molecular function: RNA polymerase II cis-regulatory region sequence-specific DNA binding; DNA-binding transcription factor activity, RNA polymerase II-specific. NCBI's taxonomy places the organism in Eukaryota, Metazoa, Chordata, Actinopteri, Spariformes, Sparidae. Gene Ontology annotation, cellular component: nucleus.
UAACUGAGGAAUUUUGUCCCAAGGUACAGAGGCUACUAUAUUUGAAAUAACUAAAUAUAGGUUAUUCUUUAUUUACACGAAAAUACAACAACAUAAACAUAAACAUGGUCAUGUGAGAUCUAAUGAGAUUAUCUGGCUUCAUUAAAAGGCUCCAAGCGUCUGAAUUGAUGGGCACACCUCGUUAACACCUCCACGAUAAUCCCAUUAAGUCAUAAUGAGAGCAUUUAAACACGUAGAUGUAGAAGAAAUAGAAGAGAAAUGAUUUUUUUUUUUUUUAAAAAUCUCUCUGAACUACUUCUACACUCAAACGCCUCAUAAUAAAACCACAAUAAAAAAACAAAAGCCCCAGCAGCGCGUCCAGCGAUGUGAAUAUGCGCAGCUCGCCUUUUUCUUAAAAGUCUUUAUGGCAUAUACAACAGAGUCCAGAGUCCAUGAAAGUUUUGCUGAUAAGGGGAGCCAAUAAAAGCAGCAGUGCAGCAGUGUAAACACAUGUCCACCUCGGCGCAGAGCGGGGCCUUAUUCUGUGGAUUUACAUAAGGCUCCCAUCAGCCGGCCCACUCAUUAUCAUGUUUUAUAUCCCCCUGCUCUCUCCAAGCAUCAUGGCAAAGUAGCUCCAUCCUCCCCUCCGACAGGGAAGUGAAGCAGCCUCUCGGAGCAGGUGUCAGCAGCCGCGCACAACUGGACUAAGAGAGGAAGAGAGGGACUUUAUUCUGACUUUAUUAUUAUUUUUUUUUUAUUAUCAUCCUCUCUAUCAUUCCCUCUUUCUUUGCUUGCAGCGCGCAACCCCAGCAGGCCUAUGUUGUGUUUUUUUAAUGUUCUCUAAAAUGGUUUCCAAGCUGACAUCCCUGCAGCAGGAGCUCCUCAGCGCCCUGCUGGACUCAGGAGUCACCCGAGACGUGCUGAUCCAGGCCCUGGACGACAUGGACCCCAGCCCGCCGGGCUUUGGAGUAAAACUGGAGAGCCUGCCCAUGUCGCCCGCCGCCGCGCCUCAGAGCGGCAAGAUGAGCGCGGCGGACGUCGACUCCAAGCCCGUCUUCCACACGCUCACCAACGGCCACAGCAAGGGCAAGCUGUCCGGCGACGAGGGCUCCGAGGACGGGGACGACUACGACACGCCGCCGAUCCUGAAGGAGCUCCAGUCGCUGAACACGGAGGAGGCCGCCGAGCAACGCGCGGAGGUGGAGCGCAUGUUGGCCGAGGACCCAUGGCGUGCUGCCCGCAUGAUCAAAGGUUACAUGCAGCAGCACAACAUCCCCCAACGGGAGGUGGUGGACAUCACAGGGCUCAACCAGUCUCACCUCUCCCAGCACCUCAACAAAGGCACGCCCAUGAAAACACAGAAGCGAGCGGCCCUCUACACCUGGUACGUCAGGAAACAGCGGGAAAUUCUCCGACAGUUCAACCAGGCAGCUCACGGUUCUGGCAGCAAUAUGACAGACAAAGGCAAUCAGGAUCCGGUGUUUUUUUUCCCAGAGUUCAACCCGUCCGGUCAGGGUCAGCCUGGUGACGAGGUGGGCAGCGAACCCUCCAGCAAGAAAAUGAGACGCAACCGUUUCAAGUGGGGGCCCGCGUCCCAGCAAAUCCUGUAUCAGGCCUACGAACGGCAGAAGAACCCCAGCAAGGAGGAGCGGGAAACUUUAGUAGAGGAGUGCAACAGAGCUGAGUGUCUCCAGAGAGGCGUCUCCCCCUCCAAAGCUCAAGGCCUCGGCUCUAAUCUGGUCACCGAAGUGCGAGUCUACAACUGGUUCGCCAACCGGCGCAAAGAGGAAGCUUUCAGGCAGAAGCUGGCCAUGGACGCCAUCACUUCACAGCCCCACAGCAUCAACCCUCUGCUGUCUCACAGCUCGCCACAUCAUCAGACCAGCGCGUCGCCUCCAAUGCGUUACAGCCAAGGCCCCGGCGAGGUCUCCUCCUCCACGACCAUCAGUCACCACAGUAGCAACGCCAUGCCGUCCAGCCAGUCGGUGCUCCAGCAGGUGUCUCCGGGAGGAUUGGACCACAGCCACAGCCUGCUGUCACCUGACGCCAAGAUGAUUUCAGGAUCAGGUGGAGGACUUCCUCCAGUCAGCACGUUGACCAACAUCCACAGCUCCCAUCACAGCCACCAGCAGACACAGAACCUCAUCAUGCCUCUAUCAGGAGUCAUGGCCAUCGCACAGAGUUUAAACACAUCGCAGUCUCAGACGGUGCCAGUGAUCAAUAGUGUGGCGGGCAGCCUCGCCGCGCUGCAGCCAGUCCAGUUCUCCCAGCAGCUCCACAGCCCCCACCAGCAGAGCCUGAUGCAGCAGUCCCCCAGCCACAUGAGCCAGCAGCCGUUCAUGGCUACCGUCACACACUCGCACAUGUAUCCUCACAAGCAAGAGCCCCCGCAAUACUCCCACCCGUCACGCUUCCCCUCGGCCAUGGUGGUCACGGACGCCAACAGCCUCAGCACCCUCAGCUCCAUGUCCUCGAGCAAGACGGACGCUCCUGUAAACAAGAUGGUGCAACUCGGGGGUCUCUCCUGGUGUCCUCUUCAGGCCUGGUGAGAGCGUCCACCUGACUUCCUCGGUGCCCGGCAACCGGAGCACAUUUUUCCACCCUCUCGGCGCGAUAACCAUGACAACUCUUAAUAACCGGCAACGGCGCGGCUGGAUGAUGAGUCAGUCAACAAAAAAAAAAAAAAACGAGAGGAGUGACGACGGCGGGGCCAGGCGGUGAAUGAUGAGAAGAACGGGGACAGCGGAGGGAAGAGACUGGAUUCCCCUCGGUCGCACACAAAAUGAUCAACAAGGAUGAUUUUAACACAAUCUGUGAAAACAGUAUUCAGUUUUUUUUUUUUUUUUUUAAUGCCUCCUUUUUUUUUUAAAGGAACAAAAAAAAACACAAAGCACCAGAAAAAUGCUCAGAAGCUGUGUGUGGUACGGACCUGAAUGAAGGCAACUUAUAUUACACUGUGAUUAAAGGUGGAAAUAUGAAGACACACGGACACGACAGAGACACUAAUCAGCCUCUGUGAAGGCUGGAAAAAAAAAAAAAAACUCACGAGAAGUUCCUGGAUGACGUGAGCGCGUGAGCAGAACUGUGUGACAAUCACAAUAACCUGUUAUUGAUCUUCUUACUGGGCUUUAAAGGAGUCUUCCAUAUUAUUCUCUCACACUCAGUUUACUGUACUAGCACAAGUGCAGGCGAUGAAUGCUCGGGGGAUUCAUCAUGUCGAGUUGUUCAAUGUGUAUACUGUGAUUGAAAAGACUUUGACAAUCUUGAAAAAGGACUAUGCAAUGCGUCUAUAGGUGUAUGCAGUGCUUUGUAUAACUGGAUUCAGCACAGAACUCCACACACUUGAGACUGGGGAUGAAUUAUGCACUAUCAGUGAAGUCACCUACAAUUAUUGUACAGUGGAGCCGCCCGUGACAUGGCAAGAAAGUAGCCGUGUGUGACCAACAUGCCAAAGAUGAAGAGAGUGGAGUGUAGGUACGACUACGAUAGCCUGCAGUAUCUGUAAACCACGUCUGCCUUAGGGGGAACUGACUCACACUCUUUAAACGUGGCCCUUCCCCUCCAUGUUGUUUGCACACAGGUUUCAGGUGAAUUUCAGGAAUGGGACUCACCCUCCUCCUCCCUGCCUCCCUCUCUCCCUCUCUCUGACUUCCUGCUCCAAAGUGAGGAGAUACUAAAACAGGAUAAAUAUUGUCAAUAACUCCUCGUCAUAAAUCAAGGCACAGGACCCCCCGCUGAGGCAGAAAGAAUGAAAAUAUUGACAAGUAUUCAGAAACAAAACAGCCAUAUUAGUCUGGUAUUCAGUGAAGAGGAGAGACAUGAAAGAGGACGAUGUUGUGACAGCAGCUGCUCUAAUCAGACAGGAAUCCACACGGACUGAGAAAUGUAGGGGAGAGGAGCAGCUGCUCGUGAGCACUACAGAAGUGUGUUCAGAGAGAAAAGGAAGCGAGCUGUCAACGUUCAUGUCAUUACACAAAGUCGACCAUUUCUGUAUAUUCAACUGAAUCACUGGGAUAAGUGUCGGCAAUGUGCUAUUUUGCAAACCAAGGAUAUGAUGAAAUUAUAUCAUUAUUAUUAUUAUAAUAUUGUUAUUAAGGCACAAAAACCAUUUGGUCAGUGUUAGAAAAGAUCAUGUUUUUGUAGCACCAAACUCAUUAAAGAUACCAGUUUUUUUUGCUGCAAAUUAACCAGACGUCUUGUCAAAAAUACCUUUUUUUUCCCAGCUGCAAGUUGUUCUAACAUCUCCUUUGAAAUAUUUGAUUUUUGAAGACAUUUUUCCAAAGUAUCAUUAACAAUAGCCAUUGAUUUCAUUACGAAUACUGAAACUUGGCAAGCUACCAUGUCAUCACUAUCCCCUCCUCCUCAUGACAUAGAAGUCAGCUAAUCCACACUUAAUCUGAACAUGCAGAAAUCUCUAUAUGAUACAUGAAAUGUACAAAUGUAAUGUAUCUUUGGUUUGCAGACACGUACAGUGCCAGUAUAUUAUUCUGGUGAAACUGAGACGGAUUAUUCACCCCGACAGCUUAAAGCCUAUUUGUGUUCAGCUCAGCCUCUGACUGAACUCCCCACAAUCUUUUCUCCCUUUUUACACCUUGUUUCUGUACAUUUCUUUAACCGGGUUUCACAAACUGCAAUAAGCUCCAACAUCUGUGUGAAUUUAUAUCCAAAUGCGUUUUUUCACUGACAUCUGUCUGAACACAAAGUCGCAGUUUAGGUGGCGUUUUCCUUUCACUGUCACUACCCAAAAGGCCAUUUUGACCAUCAAACCUGUUGUAAGUGUGACAGAUCCAGUCUCCUGUUCAAUAUUAGGUCAUUACAUUGUUAUUAUUAUGUUUGGUUGGUUUGUGACUGUUAUCGGCACGUCUACUGCCAUCUGAUCAGAGGGCACUCAUACUUGUGUGACAGGACAUGAUUUUUUUUUCCUCCUAAUGUAUUAUUUUUGUAUAAAAUUGAAAUCAAUCAUAAAUCAUUAUUUAUACUUUCUGAGAAAAUAUUGAUAUUUCAAGUAAAAGUUUUUUUUCCAAAAUGAA